Molecule: messenger RNA, 411 nt
Organism: Lichtheimia ornata
Lineage: Eukaryota; Fungi; Mucoromycota; Mucoromycetes; Mucorales; Lichtheimiaceae
Exons: 5
Coding region: 1-411 (136 amino acids)
Biological process (GO): endoplasmic reticulum to Golgi vesicle-mediated transport; retrograde transport, endosome to Golgi
Cellular component (GO): endoplasmic reticulum; Golgi cis cisterna; Golgi membrane
Source: RefSeq, a predicted model, not a curated record
AUGUUAUCCGAUAGCCAAAAAAUCGGUGUUGGUCUUACUGCAGUCGGCGUAUUGUUUAUGCUCAUGGGCGUGUUUACAUUCUUUGAUGCUGGUCUGCUUGCCAUGGGAAACAUCCUUUUUCUUUCAGGCAUCACCUUGACGAUUGGCAUGCAGCGUACGUUGACCUUUUUCGCGCAAAAAAACAAGAUCCGUGGUACUAUUUGUUUUAUUGGCGGCAUCGUGCUUGUGUUUUGUCGAUGGGCUAUCAUUGGUAUUGCUAUUGAAUUGUUUGGCAUCUUGAACUUGUUUGGUGAUUUCUUCCCUCUUGUCUUUGCUUUUCUUCGUCGAUUACCCAUUAUUGGAUCCGUAUUGAGUCAUCCAGGCCUUACCAACGUAUUCGAUCGAUUCUAUGGACCAGCGCUUCCGGUCUAA